AUGUCUAAAUACAAAACCAGAAAGAAGGGAAAGGGGACCUUGUGUGUACGCGGGCGCUUGGGCAAGAGCAGACAAAUUAUCUGCCCCACGGCUAUCCACUUGCGGAACCCUCGAACGUGCGACGAUGGGAGGUAUACCCACAGGGAACAGCCAUCAGGUGUAGCCUACGCUAGCCACAUACAUUGGCUCCUGCACCUUGAUAUUCUAAGAGAAGCAGCAAGGAAGCAGCAGCAGCAGCAAGUAGCAAAAGUCAUUCCACCAGUUCCUGUGUUUGCGGCCUGCAUCUUCCGAGGAGUCUUCGAGUACCGUGCCCUUCUCAAAUCCUGGUUCUGCGUCAAUGUCAUCUAG
Aureobasidium melanogenum CBS 110374 is the source of this 348-nucleotide messenger RNA. RefSeq lists its product as uncharacterized. The transcript has a single exon. Lineage: Eukaryota; Fungi; Ascomycota; Dothideomycetes; Dothideales; Saccotheciaceae. The record is from RefSeq and is a predicted model, not a curated record. Bases 1 to 348 code for a protein of 115 amino acids.